This is a messenger RNA of Nylanderia fulva, 1332 nucleotides long. The record is from RefSeq and is a predicted model, not a curated record. NCBI's taxonomy places the organism in Eukaryota, Metazoa, Arthropoda, Insecta, Hymenoptera, Formicidae.
GAUCUUGGCUCGGAGGGCCGGAGCCUUUCCUCGCCAGGAAAUGUAGAGACGUUGACCGAUUCCGUCGUCGGACGAUGAUCUCUUCUUCUCCAGGAGGAAGGUUCUCCUUUUCCGCCGUUAUCGUAGUUUAUCCGAUUCUUGUGGGAGAAGUAGGCAUCGAGAUAGAGAUGGGCGAUAUUGUAUCGAUAUUUGUAAAUAUCAAUAUUAAUGAUCUAAAAUAUCGAUAUAAAACAUCGAUAAUUCAAGUACCGAUAUUUUGGUAUAUCGAUACGAGAUUUGCUUAUAUCGGUUUUCGAUACGCCUUUUAUUACAAAGACAAAUUAUUUAUUUUAUAUACAUGGCACAUGCGCCUCGAGCGUCGGCAUUAUAGUGACAAAAUGGUGGAUGUGGCCCUAAGGCCAUCUAAUGCCUACAGUUAACAUUAACGAUUAAUAUUACUGCGUUUAUUUUGAUGUUUAUUUUUAUAACCUCCUUUGGACAAAGACAAAGAGCCGGUUGUUUCAACACUUCUAACUUUUGGUGCCGCCAAAGAGUACUUUUUGGAAACACUUUAUAAAAAGUUUGGGAGGCGCAAAAUGCAAUUUGUGCCAACAAUUUAUAAAAACCAGCGGAAACACAACCAAUUUGCGAUUUCAUUUAAAACAAAAGCAUCCGGACCUUUGUAAUAUCAAAAUGACAAGCUCUUCUGAUGAGUCACAAAAACGGAAAGAAAUAUCAAGUGAAGGUGAAGAUAUUGCAUUGUAUGAAGAAGACAACGAUGAAGAAUUAACGUUGUCUCCGUCAACAAGUUCAUCAUCUACAUUUAUAAAUACACUAAAAUACAAGAGAAAACAACCGAAACUUAUAGACGCCUUUUCGAAACAAAAGUCAUUCCAAGAUGGAGGAUCUAAAGCAUCGGAAAUCACAAAUAAACUCGUAUUUAUGAUAGCAAAGGACAAUAUGCCUUUGUCUACAGUGGAGAAAGAAGGCUUUCAGAUUUUUAUAAAAUGUGUGAGUCCCUUAUACACCAUUCUAAGUAGAAAAGUGAUAACGUCUCUAAUUGAAGAAAAAUAUGUUUAUUUAUCAAAUUUGAUAAAAGAGCAAUUAUCUAAUGUAGAGGACAUAGCGCUUACGACAGACAUUUGGACUGAUGUAAAUACAAAAAGUUACCUCGGAGUAACCGCACACUAUCACAUAAAUAAUAAUAAAAAAACUGUUAUGAUAGGAGUCACUAAAUUAAAUGAUAGGCACACAUCUGAUAAUAUAAAAGAGUGGUUGCUCGAUAUAGUUGAGAAAUGGAGUAUUUCAUUGCAACGUAUAGUUGUUGUUUUUCUGAUAAUGCGUCCAACAUAA